UUUCCGGCGAAGUUUUUCGUUCAGUCCAGUUUUCAAACACUUGGUGUGCACCUUUUCACAAGCUAACGAGAAAAAUGGAAGAAAAUCUGAACACUGAAGUAGCGAACUCGUUGCAAAUCCAAAUGAAGUCUCUUCAGAAAAGAAUUCUUGAAUUAGAGACUGAGAAUGCGGAGCUCUCGGCCCGGCUCUCAAAAUGCGUCUGCAAGAAGAUUAUAGAGGGUAAUAAAACCCCGAUUGAGGACACGGAAAGGCAGAAAUAUGAUGAAAAUGGUGUGAAAAACAUAUCAAAGAAAAUGCCAGAUAAAUCGUGCAGCAAUACAAUGGCCUUACAUCAUUUACCGAAGCGGUGUAUUGCUUUAAAAGUCAUGUAUUUUGGUCAAAGAUUCUAUGGUUUUGCAUCAGAGGGACAGAUGGAUCCGACUGUAGAGUCGGAAAUAUUUAAGGCCCUCGAAAAAACAAGGUUAGUAUCUGGAGAUAAGAAGGAACUGCAAUACUCAAGAUGUGGCAGGACAGACAAGGGAGUCUCUUCUGUUGGCCAAGUAAUCUCUUUAUUUCUGCGAACAAACCUUAAGGAAGCAGCGAUCAAUGGAUAUUCUGGCGAAAUAUUUUCCGAGGAAUCAUGUGGUGCAGAAAUAGAUUAUGUGAAGCUUCUAAACCGAGUUCUUCCAAAAGAUAUUAGAAUCAUGGGAUGGUCACCUGCUCCUAUUGAUUUCAGUGCUAGAUUCAGUUGUUUGAGCAGGGAAUACAAGUACUUCUUUUGGAAAGAGAAUUUGGAUGUCGAGGUAAUGAAAACUGCUGGAAAUAAAUUUAUUGGGGAACAUGAUUUCAGAAAUUUUUGUAAGAUGGAUGCAGCUAAUGUCCACAACUAUAGGCGGUGCAUCACGUCAUUUGAUAUUUUCCCAUGCAACGAAAGGUUUGAAGAUGAUGAACUUUGGGCAGUGAAAAUCAAAGGUAGUGCUUUCCUGUGGCAUCAGAUCCGAUGCAUGGUUGCUGUACUGUUUUUGAUUGGCCAACGUCUUGAAUCUCCUAAUGUGAUAGAUGAGUUACUAAACGUGGAAACGACACCAAGAAAACCUCAAUACAUAAUGGCUCCCGAGAUUCCGCUGGUUCUUCAUUCCUGUGAAUUUGAAGGCCUCGGGUUUAUGUGUUCAUCAGAUGCUAGGCAAGCACUUCACACUCACUUGGAGAAGGAAUGCCGAAGCUAUAAACUCCAAGCAGCGAUCUUUAACGAGGCCUUGCUAAGUUCUUCUUGUGCCUUAUACGGUACUAAAUCUUAUAUAUCAAUACCAACUUGCUUCCUUUUUUUAUUAUUCUCUUAUUGGAACUUUUGUUUUGCAGUAAAUAAUCAGCUAAACAGUAGAAAAACGAAAAAGGAAUCGGCUCACGUUCCUCUAAUAUCACGACCAACUGAGCCCUCUUAUGAAGAACGACGGGCAAAACUGAAUGCUGGAGGUGAGACUAAGAAAACCCCUGUUUUCGAUACUUCAGUGACAAUGUAGUCACCGUUUUUUUUUUUCAUUCGAUUUUUCUUUUUUAUGUCUGUAAUGUUAGUCAUUCUUCUGUAAACACAAAAAGGUUCUUGUUUGUAGAUUUUAACUAUUUAAGCUAACUGCUAACUGUAACGAGUUGGGGUAAAAGUGAAUCGACAUUCGAUGUAUGACAUCAUUUAUACUUUGCUAUCUAAUUUUGUUUUUUUGUCUGUCGUUUC
Erythranthe guttata (spotted monkey flower) is the source of this 1708-nucleotide messenger RNA. Its product is annotated as Pseudouridine synthase family protein. NCBI's taxonomy places the organism in Eukaryota, Viridiplantae, Streptophyta, Magnoliopsida, Lamiales, Phrymaceae. The record is from RefSeq and is a predicted model, not a curated record. Gene Ontology annotation, cellular component: cytoplasm; nucleus. Gene Ontology annotation, biological process: tRNA pseudouridine synthesis; mRNA pseudouridine synthesis. Gene Ontology annotation, molecular function: pseudouridine synthase activity; RNA binding.